UCUACCCGAACUACUAAAAGCACCAUGCCACCGCAAAACAGUGUCACAGCACGUUCCCGAUUCCUCGCUUCUCUUGCAAGCCACCGAACCCACUCCAAGCUAGUCCCACACUUUUCAUUUUAUCUUUGAAGAAUCCAAUCAACUUGUCCCUUUCCCGUUUAAUCCCGGUUUCUAAGAUUUCAACGAUUUUCCUUUUCACUCUUUACUUCUGCUAAAAUGAUGUUUCUCUCAACACACCUGUCGUUCUAAUCUAACACACUUCGCUAUUUUCCUUCCCCAUAAUUUUCGUUAAUUGCAAAUUUACACCCUCAUUCUCGUCCAGCUCUUGACGGUUUAUUUUUUUUUUCCUUCUCGUUUUCCCUCUUCUAUGAUGGGAAACUGUUUAAGGAGGUCGGAAAAAUUAACGGCGGAGAUCGUACCCCACGAAGGCUCAACAUUGUACCAUGCGGUUCGAUUACGCGGCUCGCCGGAGAGCAUUCUCAACGCAUAUGUUCGGUUGGCAUCCGUUUCAACAAAUUCCAUCCCCUCCGACAGAAGGUUCUUGCCUCCGGCAUCGACAACGUCGACGGCGGCGCGUAGCAGAGUACCUGACUGCACAGACAACGAGAUCACGACGACGAUCCAGGUGAGAUCCGAAGGCGUGACGGGCUCCCGCGACGCACUACUGAGGUUUAUAGACUCGCGGUUCCCUGGGCUGUCAUCAACGCCGCCACAGGCAUAUGCGCCAACAGCAAUGGCGGCAGUGGUAAGCAAGGGUGAGUUGGAAACGACGUCGUUGAUAGUGAGGAUGACGAAGAUGCAGCACAAGAGCAUGACGUGGCAUCUGGAGAGGAUGGUGAGGUGGGCGGAGGAUCUGGCGAGACGUGGAGGGAGGAGAGCCGUUGAUCCGAAGGUGGGGAGUUGGAGGAUGGAGGUGAGGAAGUUUUCGAAGAGCUACUGUCUGUUGUUGGAGGUGAUGAUGGAGCACGCCCAGAUGGAGGAGAGAGUCCUUUUUCCCAUCUUUGAUAGUGCCGAUCGAGGACUAUCUAAACAUGCGAAGGAAGAACAUGCAAGGGACCUCCCUAUCAUGAAUGGCAUAAGAGAAAUCAUCAAAUCUGUUGAGGUUUUAGAUUCAGGAAGCCCAAAUUACAGAGAGACACUGCAUACCCUUUCUUCUCGGCUCAGAACACUGCAGGGACAAUGCAACCAACACUUUCGGAGUGAGGACGUUGAAUUGCUUCCAAUGAUGGAGGCAGUGGAAUUAAGUGAUGAGCAGCAUAGGAUUGCACUAGAGCAUUGCUUUGAUGUGAUGCAAAGAACGCAUCGCCCCUUAUUGAAGUUCUUUCUUGAAGGGCUCCCACCUCAUGAUGCUAUGAAGUACCUGGAUUUGAUCAGCAUGUGUAGGGACAAAGAGAAAAUGGAACGCAUGCUACAAGUAAUUCUUGAGUAAAAUGUCCUCUUUCCCGUGAGUUGUUUUAAAAAAAAAAAUUUAAUUAUUUUGUUGAU
Arachis duranensis is the source of this 1485-nucleotide messenger RNA. RefSeq lists its product as uncharacterized. The transcript has 3 exons. The record is from RefSeq and is a predicted model, not a curated record. The coding region runs from base 368 to 1429 and encodes 353 amino acids. NCBI's taxonomy places the organism in Eukaryota, Viridiplantae, Streptophyta, Magnoliopsida, Fabales, Fabaceae.